ACGCGGGCGACCGUUGCUGUCACGUGUUCGCCCCAGCGUUCCUUUCUCCGCCCCCGCCCCACCCGCUGUCUUCUCGCUCCAAGGCGACGGAGACGCAGUGCGGCUGAGGGAAGGGAGGGAGGCGCCAUGGGAGAAGGCGGCGAGCUGCCGGACUUCGAGGGGCUCGUGCUGGAUCUGGGGCAGGAGAAGCAGAUGAAAGAAGUGCUAGAACUCUCAGUAUUCGAAAUGAAAAACACAGUAGCAGAACUGGAGAAAAGACUUAACAGUGUUGAGGAUGAAGACAAUGAAUGGAAAACCAGAUAUGAAACCCAAAUAGAAUUGAAUAGACAGUUAGAAAGGCAAAUUGGCCUUCUCCAGCGAAAAAUGGAGCAAGUUCAUGAAAGCCCAACAGACAGAUUGGCAUCUGUUCGCUCCUUUGAUCAAAUGCAUGUGGAUUCUUUAAAUCAAUUUCUUAAACAACUGGGAGAAGAGAAGAAAAGUCUGCAGAACCAACUGAAAGAUUACGAGCUUCGAUUGGAACAAGAAGCAAAGGCUUACCAUAAAGCUAAUGAUGAACGUCGUGCAUACUUAGCCGUGAUUUCACAAAUUUCAGGAUCACUGAAACCCUCAGAGAGGCAGAAAAUGGAUGCAGUAGAAAUGAAGAGGGAAGACCAGCUUAUGCGAGGAAAGUGCAAUAUUCCAAGAAAUCAACGAAUAUUGGACCCAAAGAAAGGACCAAUUAAAAAGACUGCAGGAGUCAAGCAUCUUCCGAAACUGAAGCUCUGAUUUCUUAUUCCUGGGUCUUUUAGUCAUUUGUUCUUCCUUUCUCCCAAUAGGAAUUUUAGUGAAGUGCAAAGUAUUAUUUUGAUACAGAUUAUAUUAAAAGUAACGCUCCUCUUCCUAAUCACGUUUAGGAACAAGCAAG
This is a messenger RNA of Podarcis raffonei (Aeolian wall lizard), 904 nucleotides long. RefSeq names its product coiled-coil domain containing 169 (gene CCDC169). The coding region runs from base 127 to 765 and encodes 212 amino acids. Lineage: Eukaryota; Metazoa; Chordata; Lepidosauria; Squamata; Lacertidae. The transcript is spliced from 8 exons. The record is from RefSeq and is a predicted model, not a curated record.